This is a messenger RNA of Lucilia cuprina (Australian sheep blowfly), 1727 nucleotides long. Its product is annotated as sodium/bile acid cotransporter. NCBI's taxonomy places the organism in Eukaryota, Metazoa, Arthropoda, Insecta, Diptera, Calliphoridae. Gene Ontology annotation, cellular component: membrane. The transcript has 2 exons. The record is from RefSeq and is a predicted model, not a curated record. Bases 49 to 1398 code for a protein of 449 amino acids.
UCGUCAAUAAGACUUUAUAAUAGAAACAACGUUAAAUUUAAAUUAAGAAUGAUACGAUUGAAAGAAAUAAUUUACUGGCUUUUGGCCUUGCAAAUUACCUGGAUGGUGAGUGGUCAAGAAUUUGGAACAAUAGUGGGUAAAUGGAAAAUAAAGUAUGGCAUACAGGAUGAGAUGCCAGCAUUACAUGUGACUACAAAUAAUGUGGAAAACUUGCCAUUAAAAAUUUACGAUAUUGAACCGAAUACCCAACAAUCAAAUAAUAUUUAUUAUGAAUUUAUAAUUGAAAAUACAAAAUUAGCAACAGUGGAGGAGAAACGUUUAAAUUUGAGUGAUAUUGAAGGUUCUUUCUGGGAAGGUGUGUUGCACGUUAAAGGCCUUCAUAUAGGUUACACACAAUUAUAUAUAACUUUAAAUGAUCCUCAGACAGAUAGAAUUGAAAAGGGUGGAGAAAUUCUAGAGAUAAAAGUGCUGCGCAAUAAACGUAUAGAUGACAAAAUUUUCACAUACACUGCUGCAGCUAUAAUGCUUUUAAUGUUUAUAAAUCUUGGCACUGUGUUGGAUCUGAAACGUGUCAGUCCGAUUUUUUUAAGACCUGUAGGUCCUUUAUUGGGUUUUUGUUCCCGCUAUAUUGUUAUGCCGGCUUUGGCUAUUGGUUUGGGUGUUUUAAUGUUUAAAACUAAUAAAAAUUUACAAUUGGCUUUACUUUUUACGGCCAUAGCACCCAGUGGCGGUAUAGCUAAUAUCUGUAAUGUGUUCUUAAAGGGAAACAUUAAUCUCUCCUUGGCUAUCACCACUUUAAAUAGUGUCUUGGCUUUGGGUAUGUUGCCUUUGUGGAUUUUUCUAAUGGGUCCUGUUCUUUAUCAAGAUUCUAAGUUGAAUUUACCCUUUGUGGACUUGGCCGUUGGUUGUGUUGGUCUUUUAUUGGCCUUAAUAGUGGGAGUUAUAUUACGUACUUUUAUACCUAAAACUACACAAUUUAUAUUUCGUUUUUUGAAACCCGUUUCGGUUUUACUAAGUUUGUGUUUGGUCGCCGUUACGGUGGGCAUAAAUGCUUUUGCUUUUAAGGAAAUUACUUUAAUGAUUUUCUUAGCUGCUUUAUUUUUACCCAUUAUAGGUUAUAUACUUUCAUUUGUUUUAUCAAAAAUUCUAUGCCGCUCUAUAACAGAUGCCAUGACUAUAGCCGUCGAGACUAGUGUUCUAAAUAUGUCUUUACCUAUUGUUUUAUUGGAAUAUACAGUGACUCAACCUAUGGCUGAUAUGUUAAUAGUUGUGCCUAUUUUAUCGGCCUUGUUAUCAUUAUGUUUAAUUGUUAUUUUUUAUAUUGUUCGAAGAAUAUUUGGUUGGAAUACAAAACGAGAUCUCGAUGCUUUUGAUGAAGAAACUUUUUUAGUUGAAUAGAUAUAAUAUGAAUAUAACUAGAUCUAAGUUUAUUGUAAAUAUAGAUUAAGAAUGUAUUAGUAUUAAGUUUAAUAAAACAAAAAUUUGUAAAAAUCAAGACUCGCAGCAAAACUGCUACUCAAGCCCAUCCUGAAUGAAAUACGAGGGCAAAGAUACAAUUUUAGAUUUAUAAUAGAUUCAAAAAUAAUCGAAACUUUGGCUACAAGUUCAAAAAGGCCACGAAAUUCAGAUUCAUCCAUUGAUGAUUAAAAGAAAAUAAUUUGAAACUUCCGAAACCUUUAAAAGCAAAUGAAAAAGAAUAAAAACAAGUCGGUUAUGGCCUACCACAU